UUUGCGGUAAGGUUCCGUCCCUCGUUCCAACGCCUCAAGGUUGCACUUGCUCCAAAUAUAGAAUCCGUAAUGGGACCGAUCCCAACAGUUAUUUUGCAAAUUCCAAAACCCAUCGAACCCAUACUAUAGAGUCCUUUUCAUGGCUCUCCUUUUCUAAGUGUUCUCUACUUUCAGUCUGUUUCUAUUUUCGGCCAUGGAAGUACUUUCGAGCUCAGUUUUCUCAUAUAGGUUCGCAGAGACUUACCCAGCUGUUCAAUCACUGGUUCCUUCCAUCAAAUUCUCGAUUAGGCGAAGUGGGUAUCUGAAAAUCCAUGAAAGUUUGGAAACCAGACGGUUUUCUGGUUUGGAUUUGAGUACGGAGAGGGUAUGGACUUGUGGGCUUCGAGUUCGAGCCCUUGCCCGUGAGAUUUCAGACGAAGGCGGCGAGGAGGAAACGUCGGACGGUGGGCCUGGUUUAGUUCCCGUGCAGGGUUCUUCUUCUUUGGAGUCAAUGAUACGAUAUAACAAAUUGCUUCUUCUGCACUAUUAUGAUGGAAUCUCUCGUAUUCUGAAGGGUAACUCAAGCCAGAGUGGAAGUAAUGACAAAGCUUUGGGUGAAAACUCAAGUAUCACAUCACCUCAAAUGGUUUCAGGUGGAAGUGGAGCUGGUGGGGGCACAAGGGCUGGGCUUUUCAGAACACCAAUUUCUGGUGGUGUGCAGAGUGCAACCUCUGCUCAUGAUCUACCUCGACCAGCCUUGGCAGUUCGCAAUCUGAUGGAGCAGGCCAGAUUUGCCCAUUUAUGCACGGUGAUGUCCCGGAUGCACCACCGUCGGGAGGGAUACCCAUUUGGUUCGCUAGUAGAUUUUGCACCUGACUCAAUGGGCCACCCACUCUUUUCAUUUUCACCAUUGGCUAUCCAUACGAGGAAUCUUUUGGCAGAUCCACGGUGCACACUUGUUGUGCAGAUUCCCGGAUGGAGUGGACUAUCAAAUGCAAGGGUUACAAUUUUUGGUGAUGUCUUCCCUCUUCCUGAUCAUCAACAGGAAUGGGCUCAUAAACAAUACAUGGCAAAACAUCAACAGGGAGCUUCCCAGCAAUGGGGAAACUUCUACUACUUCAGGAUGCAGAGCAUAAGUGAUAUUUAUUUCAUUGGAGGUUUUGGCACUGUUGCUUGGGUAGAUGUCAAGGAAUACGAGACACUCAAACCUGAUAAGAUUGCGGCUGAUGGAGGAGAGCAAAAUCUAAAGGAACUCAAUGCAAUUUUCUCAAAGCCACUUAGAGAGCUUUUAUCCACGGAAACUGAAGUUGAUGAUGCAGCUUUCAUAUCGGUAGACAGCAAGGGCACAGAUAUUCGGGUCCGUCAAGGAGCACAGUUCAACAUUCAGAGGAUAUCUUUUGAAGAGGGGCAUGCCGUGGAAACAUUGGAAGAAGCCAAAGCAGCUCUUCACAAACUAAUAAGUAAAGGUUGCAGGAUAAGCUUUCAUAGCAAAGCCUAAACCAUUGAUAGAUCAUGUCUGUUCUUUCCUCAUGGUACAGCGAGAUGCAAAGAUUCUAUUCAAGGUAUUGGAGCAAUCAGAAAAGCCACAACAGUAAGUUGUGAAAACCUGCAAGCUGAGAUUCUCAGAUUGGGUCUCCUAUGCGCAUGCAAUGAUACAUGUAUGCAUUGCUGUUUUUUUCAUCCUCCGAUUGUAAUUUUGAAGCAUUUUAUGGAUUUAUAGGGAGCCUGAUAUAUGCUUUAUUUAUUUCUUAAGGGAAAAAAACCAACCACCGCGUUGAGUCGGUUGUUGGCUGAGUUGACUUGGAAUUUUAGUAAAUGAGUAGAAUAAUGUUAAAUAUGAACCGUGUUGUAUCGUUGUCA
Macadamia integrifolia is the source of this 1839-nucleotide messenger RNA. RefSeq lists its product as uncharacterized. The transcript has 9 exons. The coding region runs from base 194 to 1477 and encodes 427 amino acids. NCBI's taxonomy places the organism in Eukaryota, Viridiplantae, Streptophyta, Magnoliopsida, Proteales, Proteaceae. The record is from RefSeq and is a predicted model, not a curated record.